AUGCAGAAAGCCACUGCUGCUUCCCGACCGUCCAAGAAGGACACCGUCUUCACUCGCCGGCAGAUCGAGGGCCUGAUUGCGGAGGGCAAGCAUGUUCUCAUCUACGAAAGCCGCGUCCUCAAGGUAGAUGCCUGGCUGCCCUUCCAUCCCGGAGGAGACGUCUCGAUCAGGCACAUGGUGGGCAGGGAUGCGACGGACGAGAUCAAUGCGUUGCACUCAACAGAAGCUCGCCAGCGGAUGCCUUCAUACCAGAUCGGUUGGUUCGAGGGGACAUGGAUCAACUUCGUACCGCCCAUUCAAGGCGGCAAGUUCCGCCCAUACUCCGAGGAAACAUGCUCAAGCGAGGAGGACUUGACCAGCCCGGAGGGCUCCAGCGAGGAUGGAUCCCUGCCUCCCUCGCCCAUCUUUGAUCCAGUCGAUUCAAAAUCCACUGCCCGGCGGAGACAGCCUAUGUCGGACCCCUCGAGUUCGAGCUCGACACCUCCCAAUGAACCCUCCCAACCCAAGCCGUUCUUCUUGGACGCUCGAACCAAGGACGAAAUUGUUUUCGACACCGCCAAAUAUCCCUCUCUGGAUACCGCCAGCCAGGAGAACAUUAAACAGAAAUACCGCGAGCUCAACAUCCGCAUGCAGGAAGCCGGGCUCUACCAGUGCAACUACUUCUCCUACUUCAUCGAGUGCUGCCGCUACACGACCUUCGCCGCCCUGUUCUACAUCUUCCUGCGCAUGGGAUGGUGGGCAACGUCCGCAUUCUUCCUAGGCUGUCUCUGGCACCAGCUCGUCUUCACAGCUCAUGAUGCCGGCCACAUGGGCAUCACGCACAACUUCCACGUCGACACGGUGAUUGGCAUCCUCAUCGCCGACUUUAUCGGCGGCCUAAGUCUAGGCUGGUGGAAACGCAACCACAACGUCCACCACAUCGUGACCAACGAGCCCGAACAUGACCCGGACAUUCAGCACAUCCCCUUCUUUGCUGUCUCCCACCGCUUCCUCACCAGCCUGCGCAGCUCCUACUACGACCGCAUCAUGCCCCACGACGCCGCGACCAAAAUCCUCCUGCGAAUCCAGAACUGGUCCUACUAUCCGAUCAUGCUCUUCGCGCGAUUCAACCUCUAUGUUCUGAGCUGGGAGUUCCUCCUCAAACGGCAAGCCCCCAAACGAGGCCCUGCCUGGUGGCACAUCUGGCUCGAGGUAGCGGGCCAGUUCGUCUUCUGGACCUGGUUCGGCUACGGCGUGAUCUACCGAUCCAUUCCAGAUUGGAGCAGCCGGCUCACCUUCCUCCUCGUCUCGCACAUGGUCACCGGCCCGCUCCACGUCCAGCUCACCCUCUCGCACUUCUCCAUGUCCACCGCCGACCUGGGCGUGCACGAGUCCUUCCCGCAGAAAAUGCUGCGCACAACGUCGGACGUCGACUGUCCCGCCUGGCUGGACUUCAUCCACGGCGGUCUCCAGUUCCAGGCGAUCCACCAUCUCUACCCGCGCAUGCCUCGCCAUAACUUGCGCCAGGCGCAGAAGUAUAUUCUCGAGUUCUGUCGCGAAACUGGCAUUCCGUAUGCCACUUUCACGUUCUAUGACGGGAAUAAAGAGGUUAUUGGACGGCUGGCUGAUGUGGCGAAGCAGGUUCGCAUUUUGGAGGAGUGUCGCAGGUCGAUUGCUCAAGAGGGUGUCUUCACUGAUCAUCACCACUGA
Messenger RNA from Penicillium riverlandense, 1689 nucleotides. RefSeq names its product fatty acid desaturase. Gene Ontology annotation, cellular component: membrane. Gene Ontology annotation, biological process: lipid metabolic process. The coding region runs from base 1 to 1689 and encodes 562 amino acids. Lineage: Eukaryota; Fungi; Ascomycota; Eurotiomycetes; Eurotiales; Aspergillaceae. The transcript is spliced from 2 exons. Gene Ontology annotation, molecular function: oxidoreductase activity, acting on paired donors, with oxidation of a pair of donors resulting in the reduction of molecular oxygen to two molecules of water. The record is from RefSeq and is a predicted model, not a curated record.